Molecule: messenger RNA, 3021 nt
Organism: Lagenorhynchus albirostris (white-beaked dolphin)
Lineage: Eukaryota; Metazoa; Chordata; Mammalia; Artiodactyla; Delphinidae
Gene: B3GNT9
Product: UDP-GlcNAc:betaGal beta-1,3-N-acetylglucosaminyltransferase 9
Exons: 2
Coding region: 554-1762 (402 amino acids)
Cellular component (GO): membrane
Molecular function (GO): hexosyltransferase activity
Source: RefSeq, a predicted model, not a curated record
UCUUGCGGAACCAGGGCUCCUGGAAAGCUGAGGAGAGGCACUUCCAAGGAUGGCCUGGGAGGGGUCGAUGCCAAGCCCUCCUGCGCUGGGGCUCCUGCCCAGCCCAGGCCCUUUCUGCUCCGGAGAGGCAGGGGUAGGGAAACUAACCAGAAAGGUUAGUGCUUCUUCCCGUCCCCCGGAAAGGCAGAAUUGGGAAGUCUGAGCCUGCACGGAGACCAGAACUCACCUCUUUGAGCUUCCCAGAGAGAGCUGACCGUGAGGAUCCCUCUCAGAGAUUAGUCUCCACUCGGAGACAGCGCUCCGGCAGCGCCAGGGCGGAGCUGACUGAGCUCCAGAUGUCCGGGCGCACACAGCUGUAGGGUCACGUGGCAGCGGCCCCGGCCCCCCUUCCUGCCAACGUUGCAUUUGGCCCAGGCCCCGUCCAUGGCCGCCCUUGGGACCCCGCGCUGAGCCCCGGAGGCCCCGGCAUCCGGGGCCACGCCGCUCCCAAGGGCCGAACGUGUAUCAGGAUCCCAAGGACCUCCGUGGGGCCGCGGGCGCCUGCCAGGCGGACAUGAGGCGGAGGCUGCGCCUACGCGGAGAAGCGUCGCUCACGCUGCUCCUCGGCGCCGCCCUCGGCCUCCUGCUCUAUGCGCAGCGCGAUGGCGCGGCCCCGACGACGAACGCGCCGCGAGCUCAAGGGAGGGCGGCGCCGGGGCCCACCCCGGGGCUCCGUGUAUUUCAGGCGCCGGACGCGGGCGCAGCCCCGCCGGCCUACGAAGAGGAUACGCCGGAGCCGCCCACGCCCACGGGACCUUUUGACUUUGGCCGCUAUCUUCGAGCCAAGGACCAGCGGCGCUUCCCUCUCCUCAUUAACCAGCCGCACAAGUGCCGAGGAAAUGGCGCACCCCCCGGCGGACCCGACCUGCUCAUCGCCGUCAAGUCGGUGGCUGCGGACUUCGAGCGGCGCCAAGCAGUGCGCCAGACGUGGGGGGCUGAGGGUCGCGUGCAGGGGGCGCUAGUGCGCCGGGUGUUUUUGCUGGGCGUGCCCCGGGGCGCGGGCACAGACGGGGCAGACGCGGAGGGGGCGGGCACUCGAACGCACUGGAGCGCCCUGCUGCGUGCUGAGAGCCGUGCGUACGCGGACAUCCUGCUCUGGGCCUUCGACGACACUUUCUUCAACCUAACGCUCAAGGAGAUCCAUUUUCUGGCCUGGGCCUCCGCCUACUGCCCCGACGUGCGCUUCGUCUUUAAGGGCGACGCCGACGUGUUUGUGCACGUGGGAAACCUGCUGGAGUUCCUGGCACCAAGGGACCCGGAGCAGGACCUGCUUGCAGGUGACGUGAUAGUGCAGGCGCGGCCAAUCCGCGUGCGGGCCAGCAAGUACUACAUCCCUGAGGCUGUGUACGGCCUGCCCGCCUACCCGGCCUACGCAGGCGGUGGCGGCUUCGUUCUCUCGGGGGCCACGCUGCGCCGCCUGGCCGGUGCCUGCGCGCAGGUUGAGCUUUUCCCCAUUGACGACGUCUUUUUGGGCAUGUGUCUACAGCGCCUGCGUCUCACGCCUGAGCCUCACCCUGCUUUCCGCACCUUUGGCAUCCCUCGACCUUCAGCCGCUCCGCACCUCCGCACCUUCGACCCCUGCUUUUACCGCGAGCUGGUUGUAGUGCACGGGCUCUCGGCUGCUGACAUAUGGCUUAUGUGGCACUUGCUGCACCGGCCACACGGGCCAGCCUGUGCGCGUCCAUGGCCUGUCGCUGCGGGUCCCUUCCAGUGGGGCCCCUAGCCACCUGUCACAGCUCUAAGCCCCCCUCAUUCAGACCCAGGAGGUAAGUGGGAGGUAGCUUGAAGGGUAGGUUUCCCAGGCGGAUUAGUGCUGUGUAUGUGGUUCUUCCCCAGAAAGGGGCAUCCAGGUGUCUUCCUCCAGAAGGUCCCAGGGAGUGAAGAUUGAGGUUGGUUCCUGCUGACACACCCUAUUGGGAGGUGAUCUGGAACCAAUCUAAUGGUGGCCCUUUGAGACAGCCAGGGCUGAGGUGGUGGAGAACCAGGCUCUUUGCCAAGCAGGUGAACGUGCUUGGUCCUCCUAGUAGGGAUGUGGGUGGGGGUGGGGGUGGCAGAGGCUCAUGGAAUCUGACCAUACUUCUUAGUUUGGAACCCCUAGAGUGAGGCCAACAAAUGCAGAUGUUUCUCAAGGCUGGACCCCACAGGGAUGGGUAGGGGCCUGGCCUCAGUCCUCAUGGAACCGGCAGCCAUUCUGCCACAACUCAAUCUGAAAGUAGGCGUUUUGCUUCCUAUUUGCCCCUUCAAACUGCAUUCUUAGCCACGUCUAGGUCUUUAGAUCUGCUUUCCUGGGGCCAAGCCCUCCUGAGCCCUGGGCUAGCUGGAACAUUAGGGAUGGAGACACACAGGGACUGAGCGCAUUGUCCUACCUAGUCUUCCCCCAUAUCCAGCUACCCACCUACACCCACACAACUGUGCCAUUCUCUCACUGGAGCCUGUGCUACCCCCUUCAGAGGAGCCAAGGAACCUUUUUCUAAGAGGACUCCUCCAGCUGUAAGUUUCCCCAUAUUCUUCAACCACCCCCUUUCUCAAAAAAAUCAACGCCUCCACGCUCAUUUUAGUAUAAACAUCCCAGCAACAGCACAUGGGGAGCUGUCGUGGAGGGCAUAGGUCUUUAUUGGAGGAGGGGUAUGGGCAGGGCAUGAGGAAGGUUCCCCCAUGCUAGGAAGAUGGGAACAGUCCUGGCUGCCCCACAGUGGGAUGUGUGAGAGUCUCUGGCCAGGCCACAGUCCACACGGGAAGACACCAGUCACAAAGUCAUGGGAACGCCACACAAGCCUGGCUGUAGGCCCAGGCACCACACAGGCGCCCAGGGCAGGUCCCCUGCACAUUCAUUGUUAAACUAUACAGGAUGAGGCUGUACAUGAGUUAAUUACAAAAGAGUCAUAUUUACAAAAAUCUGUACACACAUUUGAAAAACUCACAAAAUUGUCAUCUAUGUAUCACAAGUUGCUAGACCAAAAUAUUAAAAAUGGGAUAAAAUUA